Messenger RNA from Xiphophorus hellerii (green swordtail), 2446 nucleotides. Its product is annotated as C-type lectin domain family 4 member E-like. Lineage: Eukaryota; Metazoa; Chordata; Actinopteri; Cyprinodontiformes; Poeciliidae. The transcript has 7 exons. The record is from RefSeq and is a predicted model, not a curated record. The coding region runs from base 811 to 1527 and encodes 238 amino acids.
GCCUCACAGCUGCACCAAUCACAUGCAGACAGUGAAUUGAUAAGAUGAUCAACUGUCCAGCACACAGCUGCUUUCAAAGAGAGGUUCAGCUCUAUCCCUCAAUCACUGAUGCAAAUUAAGACUCCUGCAACAAAGAUCACCUUGACAAAAGGCCAUGUCUUCCUGUGUGUUCAGACUUUCGUUCUUCAAGCUGGGUCGUAACUCAAUUUUCUUUUCUUUUUUUUUAACAAUUUUUUUUCUUGCAGAGAGAAGGGGGAAAAUACAUAAAGCAAAGGUACAGAGGACAGGAUUCGACGAACGGGCUGCUCACUCUAUCCAUUGUACCAAGCCUACUGAGACUGCUGUGUGCUUGAUCAACAUAGAUAUUCCAAGGGUUUAUCCGGUGGCCAAGAGAUUCUCAAAGGUUCCUCCGAUCGUUCAUGGGUACCAAGACCACUCUCCAGGACUUCUCUUUGUGUUCCAGUGUCCAGACCCAGUCUCUGGAGCUUUGCAGUUAAUCUCCUGACAAGUUUUUCUGUGGAUUCUCUGUGCCUUGGAGCUGACUACCGGACAAGUUUCUCCUCAAGUUCUUCUCCUGGGUUUCCAGGGUUCCCCUGUUGGGAAUAUCAGUUCCUCAGUUUACCCAAUCUUCAUUCUGCAACAGUUGUUCCUCUUUUGUUUCUGAUUAGCUCAUCUGAUUAUUCUGUCAGUUCCACCUCUACCUCUGUAUAUAAGUUCAUUCGUUGUCAUUAUUCUUGACUUUACUCUUCUGCUUUCUGCCUGCCUCCUUAGACUUGACCUGCGUUAAUUUAUUAUAAGACAGACAAACCAAUGGAGGAAAUCUAUGCUAAUGGUUCUUUCAGCAACAUUUCCGUUGUAAAUGGCAGAGGUUCUAGCAGCUCUAAGAAGUGGCUCAUUGUGGCUCUUAUCUCUUUGGGGAUCCUGAGUGUUGGCCUCCUUAUUGGACUCAUCAGACUUGGUUUUCACACACAUGCAUUAUCCAGCUUGGCAGCAGGUCUCUCUGAUACGAAAGACAAUCUGACUGAUCGUCUCCAGUCCAGCAAAGACCAGCUUUCUGCUAUGACUAAAGAAAGAGACCAAUUGAAUGCAACACUCUUGCAACGGUCUAAUGAAGUGACCAGGCUUCAGAGUUUGUCAAAGAAAACCUGUCCUGACGGAUGGAGGACGUUCAGCUUUUCUUGUUAUCUCCUCAUUACUGAAUCUGGUCCUUGGAAGAAAGCCAGAGAAGACUGCAGGAAGAGAGGAGGCUAUCUGGUGGUGAUAAACGACGAUGAUGAACAGAAAUUUGUUUUUGCCUUAUCUGACAAGUCACCAUGGAUUGGUUUGAAUGACAAAACAGAGGGAUCCUGGAAGUGGGUUGAUGGCACUGCUCUGAGUUCUGAGCCUAGAAAGAUCUGGGGACAUGGCAAGCCUCAUCAUGCUCAUGGAGGUGAGGAUUGUGCACAGAUCUUGAAAACGCGCAUAACAUGGAAUGAUAAUAAUUGUGGUGAUUCUUUCCCGUGGAUCUGUGAAACAGCUCCAGUGUAAUGAUGGGUAAAUAUUAGCAGUUGCUUUCUAAUUGAGGCUAAGUUUAAGCUUUACGUUUUGUACUGCAGAUACCUGAAAAUGUUUUAACAUUACAUAUUAUAGAUACAGUGGCACCAUUUCUAAAGUGCCAUUUUUAAAAAAACACAAAUUAUCCAUUUGCAAAUUAGAUUUAACUGUAAUUUCUUUCACAUAAAAGCUUCUUAAAUAUGUAUCUGCAGCCUAUUGUUGCUGCCAGUCUGCUGUCUGCUUCAUUGUUGAAAUUAAUCCUGUCAUCUGUGACAUCUAGCAGUUUGUGGACGUCCACAAAAAGGCCUGAUUUUUGUGACUGCAACAAAUGUUCACAUCAAUACUGAAAGUACAGCUACCAUUUAAAUGGUGGCGAUAGAAGAGAAAAUAAAGAAAAACAACUGAACAUGAGCAGAGAAACAACAAUACAAUUGUUUUUAAGGAAUACAGUGUGGAGAGAUUAUAUUGUUAACCCCUUUGGAUUAUUUCUCAGGAACCAUGAGGACAAAAAACUGCAUUGUGUGUUUAGUGAGAAAUUAUGUCAUUUUCUUCUUCUCUUGUAAUUAGACAGCAUACAAACUGCAUCAAUGCCCACAAUAAGACUCAUCUCUGAGUGGAGCGCAGCAGUUCAUCUUAGUGAAUAUGAACACAUUCCUGUCCACACAGUCUGAGUGACAGAAUGAGAUCAUAUGAUCAAUUAUCAUUAACUAAUGUGUGUUCAGUAAACUUACAACCAGCAGGUACUAAAGGCCACUUUUUGUUACUUGACAGAACAAAAGCUCCUAUCUGCUACAUUUACUGAACUGUGGCAUUGGAAAGUGUUGUAUGGAUGACAUUAUCUUGAAAAGUUGGACCUGUAUGUUGUAAUUCCUUGUGGCUUUAAAAGACAAUUAAAUAAUAAACUUGCAGAUUC